Messenger RNA from Vigna angularis (adzuki bean), 906 nucleotides. RefSeq names its product thioredoxin H2. Bases 238 to 606 code for a protein of 122 amino acids. Lineage: Eukaryota; Viridiplantae; Streptophyta; Magnoliopsida; Fabales; Fabaceae. The record is from RefSeq and is a predicted model, not a curated record. The transcript has 3 exons.
UUGGGACCAUCCAGUUUUUGCAGGUACUUAUGCUCUCCAUUGUGUCCCUGAACUUGCUAGCUUUGAGGGUCCAAUUUACAGCUUGCCACAAACACAAGAAUCUGAUACGUUUCAGAGAAAUCAUAUCAUAGUUUCCCACUACUUUGUUACUCUAUAUAUAAGCCUCUCCCUCCACUUUAAUUUUCCAUCAUCAAUAACAAAGAAGCAUUAACCUAGGUGGGAUCAGACUUAUCUGACAUGGCCAUGGUGUAUGGUGGUAGAACAACUUCACUCCCAUCUCAAGUCCUCACCUUUCACUCCUCUGCUAAAUGGAAUGACCACUUUGAUGCCUUGAAACAAACUAACAAACUGAUGGUGGUUGAUUUCACUGCUUCGUGGUGUAGACCUUGCAAACUCAUGGACCCAGUUAUCCAAGAGUUUGCUGCCACAUUUAGAGAUGUUGAGUUUGUCAAGAUUGAUGUGGAUGAGUUAAUGGGGGUAGCAGAACUUUUCCAAGUACAGGGAAUGCCAACUUUCAUGCUAAUUAAGAAAGGAAAAGUGGCUGAUAAAGUGGUGGGAGUAAAAAAGGAGGAGCUACAAAGGUUGAUUGAGCAACACAGAAAAUGAAUGUGUGAUCAAGCACUAAACUAAAAUCAGCAAGUUCACUUCAACAUAUAUUUUUACCAGAUCUUCUUGCUAGGCUCAAUCUUUCAUACUCACGACCAGAGAAUAUUGAGUGUUUUGAAUGCUUUCUUUGGGGAUGUUUCUCAUCAUGUUUCGUUCCCUCGUGUAUUCUAGUUUAGUCCAAUUUUCUGUUUUUUUUUUUUUUGAAAAAUUAAACAAAAGGAAGAGCCAACAACUCAUAGGAUGCUGAAUAAGUUGGUACCAUUAUUUCAAAUAAAAACAAGUGUCAUUGUUUAAUGUUCA